AUGUGGAUAAUCAUCGUAUCGUUGUUAAAGGAACAUGCCAAGCCAGCACCCACUGCUCCUGUGCCUAAGCCAAGGCGUCAAAGAAGAUCUCAACCAGAACCAGAACCGGAACCGGAACCUGAUGAUGUUGAGGAGGUCAGUGAUGAUGAGUUUGCUAUAGCUUACGUGGAGAGAGAUACACCUUUUGAUCUUCCGGCUAGCCCCACAGUAGAGUUAUUUGCAGAUGAGGAAUCACAGCAGGAAUUGGAUCCAGUGGAGCCGCAGCUUCAAGAACCUGUUAGUGAUGAUAGUGAGGAAUCAUCCCCUGUACCGGUACCCAGAACAUCAGGAAGACGACGCCAACUACCAUCCAAAUAUUCAGAUUACAUCAUGCAACAAUCUACUGCACCUUCAGUUAGUUUUAGUGUUGUCGAGGUGUUUGAAUAUUUACAGUCUGAAGAGUUUCAUGGUUUGUCUGAUAAGAACAGGAAGUUAGUUAGUGAAGCUUUAAGGCUUGCACAUGGUUUUUAG
Lottia gigantea (owl limpet) is the source of this 510-nucleotide messenger RNA. RefSeq lists its product as hypothetical. Bases 1 to 510 code for a protein of 169 amino acids. The transcript is spliced from 2 exons. The record is from RefSeq and is a predicted model, not a curated record. NCBI's taxonomy places the organism in Eukaryota, Metazoa, Mollusca, Gastropoda, Lottiidae.